AUGUCUAGUGGCAAAAUCACUAAUAUGAGAAACAAGGAAGCUUCAGUUAGCUCAACCCCAAUAGAUUACAAAGAGCUUUAUGAAACUUGUUUAUUUAUUGUUCUAGACACAUGCCAAACCCAAUAUCUCUUCCUUACUCAAACUGAUACAUUUGUUGGAAGAAAUGAAUCAAAUUAUAUUGUUAUAAAAGAUCAAAAACUUGGUAAACGUCAUGCCAAAAUUAAGACUUCUUGCACUUUAGAAAAAGAUGAUAGGAUUACAUUGAAAAAAACUAUUUUAAAAUACCUUACUGCUGGAGAGUAUGAAAACUGUACUGAUAAACUUUUGCCUAUUUAUAAUAAGGCAUAUUUAUUAACAACUUUGGAAGAGGCAUUUACCAGUGCAAGAGAUAAACAGGAGGAUUUAA
Messenger RNA from Racocetra fulgida, 406 nucleotides. Lineage: Eukaryota; Fungi; Glomeromycota; Glomeromycetes; Diversisporales; Gigasporaceae. The record is from the annotation of a GenBank genome assembly.